Nanorana parkeri is the source of this 1272-nucleotide messenger RNA. RefSeq names its product cellular tumor antigen p53-like. Gene Ontology annotation, molecular function: RNA polymerase II cis-regulatory region sequence-specific DNA binding; DNA-binding transcription factor activity, RNA polymerase II-specific. The record is from RefSeq and is a predicted model, not a curated record. Bases 1 to 1272 code for a protein of 423 amino acids. Gene Ontology annotation, biological process: regulation of transcription by RNA polymerase II; protein tetramerization; apoptotic process. The transcript has 11 exons. Lineage: Eukaryota; Metazoa; Chordata; Amphibia; Anura; Dicroglossidae. Gene Ontology annotation, cellular component: nucleus.
AUGUUCCGCUCUAAUCACAUUGCGCAAGCACGUGACAGCACAGGGCAAACCCCGAGCGGGCACGUCCUCCCGCGCCUCUUACUGCAGGAAGCCCAGUGGCAGACGGAGACCCCGCCCAGGCGCCAGUUCGAUGCCCUUACCAUUGACUCCGCCCCGCGCUCGGCAUUGCAUCGACUGAUGGAUCUCCCAAAUGACAGCAGCAUGGAACCAACUGUGAGCCCCGAGAAGGAGGAUCACCAGGGUCUGUUGCCAGCCGUCCCCGCUUCCAAUUUCCCAGAAGUGGGAUGUGGAGAUUCUGGUUCCACCCUGCCCACUGAUAUAACAACCUUACAGGAGGGUGAGCGUAGUACUGUUACUGCUUCACAGGCAUCUGCUGCCCCUGCUACAGAGGAUUAUCCAGGGCAGCAGGAGCUGCAGUUGGAGUUUGAGCGUGAUGGGACAAGCAAGUCUGUCAUGUGUAAGUGCUCCCCAGAGCUGAAUAAGCUGUUCUGCCAGACAUCUAAGACCUCCCCAGUUCUGAUCCAUGUUAAGAGCUCCCCUUACUCCGGUUCUGUGGUGCCCCAGACCAUGAAGGUGUAUAAGAAACCCGAGCAUAUAGCAGAAGGUGUGAACCGGCGCCCUUCCAACAAGAGUUCUGUGGCGUUUCAUAACGUCUUCACCCGUCAAAGUCAUCUGAUCCUUAUUGAAGAGAAUUCCAUGGCUCAUUAUACAGAGGAUGAAAAUGGGAAUCACAGUGCCAAUGGGCCAUAUGAGGAGCCGCAGGUGGGAUCCCAAACCUCCAAUGUUCUCACAAGUGAUAUGCAAAACAAUACCCGUCUGGGGGAAAUGAACCGCCGGCUCAUUAUGACCGUCACACUAGAGUCCAAGGAUGGCAUCCUGGACCAACACCGCUUUCAUGCCUGCAUGGGCGAUUUUCCUUGCAAAGACCACCAAAUGGAGGGGGAGAACGUCUUGAAGAAGGAGAUGAAAGACAGUAGAAUGAUGGCCUUUCCACGCCUCCCUACGGUGUUACAUCCCCUAUUUUCCAUAAAACACCAUGCCAGAGAGGAGGAAGUCUUCACCCUCAAGAUCAGAGGACGCAAACGAUACAAAAUAUUUAAAAAGCUUAAUGACGCCUUGGAUUUGCAGGACAGACGUCAGGCAGCUGUAGUGACGGAGAUGCAGGUAGAUGGGACCACAACAGGGGAUGAGGCUUCUGACACCAGAAGUGUGUUGAAUGCUGAAGAUUUUUUGGCCAGCAUAGCACUGGAAGAGAGUGAACAUCAGACAUAG